Molecule: messenger RNA, 1375 nt
Organism: Symbiodinium necroappetens
Lineage: Eukaryota; Dinophyceae; Suessiales; Symbiodiniaceae
Source: the annotation of a GenBank genome assembly
AUGCAUGUGGUCGAAGGGCUUGUGCAAGGGCAUGCCGGGGUCGAUGAGCUUCCCAUCUUGAACGAGUUGCAUGAAUUUGGUAAUCCACGGGGGGUGAGUUUCGCCCGCGGGGCAAGUCGCCAUCGUGUCUGGAGGACAAAUGACGACGGGCACCGUGCCCUCCUGCUAGGUUACCCUUUGGACUACGAGCUGGAGGACGAGGUCGGCGAAGGCGAGGCGGCCCUGGAGGUGACCGUGGAAGAUGAGGACGCUCCGAAGAGAGAUUGGUCCGCUAAUGCUGAUGCUUGGUGCAAGAGCUGCUGGAAGAAGAUUGCACAGGGAGAGGCGGAGGCUUCUAAAGAGGCCUCCUCCUCGGGUUCGUCCUCGAGUACAGAAAUCGAGGAUCCGGAGCAAGAGGAUGCAGCGCGGCGAGCUUAUGUGGCACAGCAUGUAAGUGCUGACCUCGUGUAUGUUUGGGAGGAGAUGGGGGUCAGCCUGUUGCAUCAGCGCGAGCUUGGCGAGCGAUAUCGUAGUGUUGCUUUGUUUUCUUCCAUUGCGGACACGCGGGCUGAUGCCCGGGCAACCCUGCGGAAUGAAGUGACCGUGGGGGAUAAUGCAGAUGGAAGCGCGGCCAUUGCAGCCUUAGUGGCCGCAUGGCAAUCUUGCUAUGACAUGGCCGACCAGGAGCGGCGCUUGAAGGCUGAGGCACAUGUGCUGGGCUUGCCUAAGCCUCUGCCCUCGAAUGAUCGGAUGGGCAUGCGGCAUGCUUUAGAGGGUGUCGUAGGAGCAUUGGAGGAGAAAGAUGAGCCCAGCUCCACUUAUCUUGCUCUCAAGCUAGAGGAAGUGGAGGCAGGCGAGCUACGUGCUGCUGUGCUCGAUGAGGUGACAAGUGUUUCUGAUGAAGUGAAUGCUCAGUUUCAAUCCUCGGUGGACUCAUCAGGCCGUUUGCGGCUUGUCAAAGAGAGGAAGAAAGCCAAGCUCCCCUCGACUUCCGAGGAGCUUCGACAGAGGCUGCGAUUGGAAUGCCACGCGUUUCUCAUGCUGGCAGCUCGCUUUCGCACUAAGCCUUGGUUCGUGGAUCUUCGUGUGCAGGAUUUCACUAAGCAUGUGGAUUAUGUGCUGGGGGACAAGGUUUAUCUUCUCCAGAUGUCCCGGACAGAUGGCUCAUCAGGCACGCAAGCAGUGAAUCCCUCGUGGACCCUACUUUUGAAUUUCGAACAUCGUCUUCGCAAAGAAGCUUACAAGAGGGCUUGUCGGGACAACAGGGACAUUGCAACCACCUUGGGUGAGGUCAGGGCUGAUGCUGCCUUGAAGGAGACCUACUUCGUGGGUCCAUUGGCGCUUGAGUUGGCAAGCGCCGACAAGGGGAACAAGGGCCGUGACAACAAGGGGCGAG